AUGGGCAGAGAGCCGACCAGUGCCAGCUGUCAUACGUGUCGCCGCCGCCGGAUCAAGUGUGACCUGGAGAGGCCGAGCUGCGGACAGUGCCUCAGAUCGAGAUACGAGUGCGCCGGAUACGAAAGAGUGUUGAGGAUUCAGAGCCAUGGAAUUGGGCGUUCGAGCCUGGUCAAGAUCGGGCAAUCGAGCUCAUUUCCUUCUGAAGCGUCAGUGAAUCAUGGCGAGAAGGACGGUAGCCGUUCAGCUCGAGGCAGCGGCAGGAACUGCAGAGGGAAGCCCGACGUCAAGUCAAGGCUACCGAGUCGCACGCAAGAAACGCAGCCUCUCAUCAGCCAGCCCAGCCUCGACCCGUUUGUCGACAAUGUCACAUUCUCCUACUUCUUCGACGCCUACAGCUGGAUCAACAUGCACAGUAUUCUGUUACAGGACACGCCCAUGCGCCAGCAUCUCACCCAGCAAACAGACGAGCUUGGCUACGACAGCCUUCGGGCGCUUGCCUACGGAAUCUUUGGUCGGGAUCAUGAUGUCGCGGGAUUGCAGCAGAACGGUGCACGACUCUAUGGCAUGAAUCUCAAGAGGCUGCAGUCAAGGCUGGGAGUAGCGUCCAAGUCAGAAUUGGCCACUCUCAUCAAGCCCAUCUCCAUCAUGGGGUCGUAUGCUAUUGCCGUAGAUUCCGACCUUCGAUUCGUCCACCACCAAGGGCUGGCUCGGAUCCUGGAACACUGCGGGCCGGAAUGCUUCAACGACGCAUCAAUUCUGCCACUCUUUGAAUCCUGCAGAUUCACAAUGCUGGCCAAUGCUCUCGUGCAAAGGCGUGGCACGUUUCUCGAACAAGAACAGUGGAAGACGGUGCCCUGGUCGAAGUGUCCGGAGAACAAGUCAAACACACAGAAGCUACUCGACAUCAUCUCUUCCCUCCCGAGGCUUCUCGAGGAAACCGACCGAGUCCUCAAUGAACGUUCCCAAUGGGUCGCUGGCAAUCGCACCAUCGUUCGCGAGGAGACGCCAACCACAGUGCCCAUUCUUCAGCAGCAGCUCGAUUCUAUGAUCUUGGACUUGAUUGCCUGGCGUUAUCACUGGAUUGCGGACAACCCACAAGCACAAGACAUCCUCGACUGGGCGUUGUACAGAGUGAGCGACGAGUCCUAUCGUCCCGGCAUCAAUGACGUCCACGGUCCAGACGUGUAUGGGCUGAACGUCGGCAACAUCCCCUUGGAAACAUUGGGCACAGAGCCCGAGGCGAAUGCAAACACUUUUGCGCUGAUGCAAGAAGCCGCGCUCUACAUAACUGCCAUCAUCAGCACAGAAAGGCUGAAAAAGAACCUCGCCGGCGCCGCUCGUGCCCCAGACGCCAUUGACUUUUACAAUGCUCCAAACUUUUCCACAUGUCGAUGCUACUUUGAGAAUCCGGGACCAUCGAGAGUCUGUCAAAUAUUUCCCGAGCCCAAUGACCGCGUGAGUCAGGCGGCCUCGUGGAAUCUCAACAGCGCCAUGAUAGCUGAGGCUCCCAUCAAGUCAUCAAGCAGCGACAGCAGUGAGGCUCUCGCCAAAUUGAGCAAUCAUUCAGUUCGUUCCACAUCAUCGUCCGUUCCAGGGAUGACCCUUCUGCCAGGAGAUGGACGCUUCGCUGCUCAACUACGGAUCUUGAACUCCCUGAUCAAACAUCUGCCACAGAGCCGCCCUUAUGUUCUAAGCACCCUCGGGGCCAUGGGACUAAGCCACUGCGUCCACGACGUUAGGCCCAUGGAUGAAAACGGAAACGAGUAUAUCGCGAAAGCAAUUCGUGAGACCAUGCUGAAGUCGAGAUUCGGGGAUGCAGCCGACGUACUGCUGAAGCGGUAUCGGUGA
This is a messenger RNA of Trichoderma reesei QM6a, 1848 nucleotides long. RefSeq lists its product as uncharacterized. The coding region runs from base 1 to 1848 and encodes 615 amino acids. The record is from RefSeq and is a predicted model, not a curated record. The transcript is spliced from 3 exons. Gene Ontology annotation, molecular function: DNA-binding transcription factor activity, RNA polymerase II-specific; zinc ion binding. Gene Ontology annotation, biological process: regulation of DNA-templated transcription. NCBI's taxonomy places the organism in Eukaryota, Fungi, Ascomycota, Sordariomycetes, Hypocreales, Hypocreaceae.